AAAAUGUUGCCAUUCUGAAAUAAUAAAAAAAUUGGACUAUUCCAGGUUGUCAGAUUUGACAGUUCUUUCAAGUUGAAUCGCCUCCCAGUGGCAUUAUACGCGUUUAGUCGUUACUCUAAUAAACGCAACGAUGUCGGGAGGAUUAGAUAUCUUAGCCCUCAAUGAGGAAGAUGUUACUAAAAUGCUUGCAGCGACAACCCACCUUGGAUCCGAAAAUGUCAACUUCCAGAUGGAAACGUACGUCUACAAGAGGCGUGCGGACGGUACCCACGUCAUCAACCUACGUCGUACAUGGGAAAAGCUAGUUUUGGCUGCAAGAGCUGUUGUAGCUAUUGAAAACCCUGCUGACGUUUUCGUUAUCUCAUCUCGUGCCUUCGGUCAGAGAGCCGUACUUAAAUUCGCAGCUCACACUGGUGCCACCCCUAUUGCUGGACGUUUUACACCUGGUGCCUUCACUAACCAGAUCCAAGCUGCCUUCAGGGAGCCGCGUCUUUUGAUUGUGCUUGACCCAGCUCAAGACCACCAGCCCAUCACUGAGGCUUCAUAUGUCAACAUUCCUGUUAUUGCUUUCUGCAACACUGACUCACCUCUGCGUUUCGUUGACAUUGCUAUUCCAUGCAACACCAAGUCAUCACACUCUAUCGGUCUUAUGUGGUGGUUGUUGGCCCGUGAGGUACUCCGUCUCCGCGGUGUCCUCGCCCGCGACCAGAGGUGGGAUGUCGUUGUCGACCUGUUCUUCUACCGUGACCCUGAAGAAAGUGAGAAGGAAGAGCAACAGGCUAAGGAACAGGCCGUGGUUGCCGCGAAGCCCGAGGUGGCGCCGCUCGCGCACGACGACUACGAGCCCGUGGAGCCGGUCACCUCGUGGAACGACGACGCCGCCCCGGUCGCCGCCGCCACCUUCGGCACGCCCGCCGCUCAAGACGAUUGGGCUGCUCAGGUACAAGAAGAGUUGGGAACCGCCGCGCCAGCCGCUGCUGCCGCCGCUACUCCAUCAUGGGGAGGCUCUGCCCAAGGCUGGAGCGCUUCGUAAAUUUUGUUUACUGACAAUAAAUAACUACAAAACUUA
Molecule: messenger RNA, 1069 nt
Organism: Zerene cesonia (dogface butterfly)
Lineage: Eukaryota; Metazoa; Arthropoda; Insecta; Lepidoptera; Pieridae
Gene: sta
Product: 40S ribosomal protein SA
Exons: 7
Coding region: 131-1033 (300 amino acids)
Biological process (GO): cytoplasmic translation; ribosomal small subunit assembly
Cellular component (GO): 90S preribosome; cytosolic small ribosomal subunit; ribosome
Molecular function (GO): structural constituent of ribosome
Source: RefSeq, a predicted model, not a curated record